GCAAACGAAUCAUGAACUACGUCACGUGAGACGGCUGCACACGUGAUCUCUCAAUGAGCUGAACUGAAGAGUUUGAGACUGUGACGUCAUGCGCUGUCUUGGCAUUUCAUCUCGUAAACCUCCUUCGGAUCGCCAUUCCGUGAACAAGUUUUAUAAGUCAUGUUACAGCAACAACAACAACAACGAGAGCGGUACGUAUCCAAUGCGAUGCGACGAUCUCGGCGACAUGCGAAACGAACAUCAUGGAGAAGGAGAAGCUUAAUUUGCAAGACGCGUUGAACGGACUCGUCUCAUCCUUGAGCUCAUGAGGUUGUUUGAUGGGUACGCUCUUCCUGAUGAGAGAGGUUCAGUGGAGAAAACCAGUUGCCUCCGCCUCCUCUAAUAUCGACGAUAUCCACCAUCUUCACUCGGACUCGUUCUCUCGCUUCUCCAGUUACUUAACGAGACUCCAUAAUGACGCGAUGUCUGCAAUUCUCGCUCUCACUCCUCAACAAGGGUUCAUCACCAUCGAAGGAUUGCAACCACCAACGACCCACUGAGCUCUCCACCACCACCAUGUCUGAGUCUCGACUUGUGGGUUUUCCCUUGCUGUGUUCUUCUGGGAUCGUCUCUAUGAGUUCCAUUCUCAUAAAGUCCUUUGCUCUCGCUCUCCCUUGAACUUCUACUUUCUCUCUCAUCCCCAUCUCCCAUCUCCACAUGCUCGCAACCCCAGAUCACUUCUGAGGUUGACAAGUGGUUUUGUGCUGUCUCAUCAACUAACAGCAACUCGGCCGAAUCGUCUCCAACAUGUCCUCCGACUCGGAAAAGGCCUCCAAGAGGGCCGAGAGCCCCAGCCCCAUCGCCGAGAAUGAUGGUGGUAACGCUGAUGGCCUUCAUCGCCGUCUCAACAAUCGUCAAGUUCAACUCCUCGCUAUCGGAGGCACUAUUGGUACUGGUUUGUUCAUCGGUAUCGGUGCCGGUCUGGCCAAAGGUGGCCCUGGCAGUCUCCUCGUCUGCACAGCUCUCUACGCCAUGGUUCUCGGUCUCACCAACAACUCUAUCGCUGAGAUGAACACUUAUAUGCCUGUCUCUGGCGGUUUCAUCCGUCUUGCUGGUCACUGGGUUGAUGAUGCCCUUGGCUUCAUGGUCGGAUGGAACUUCUUCUUCUACGAGGCUCUCCUGAUCCCCUUCGAAAUCGUCGCUCUGAACCUCGUUGUUUCAUUCUGGAGUGACAAUAUUACUGACGCUGGUCCAACUGCUGGCUUCAUCAUCGCAGUCAUCAUCGCAUAUGGUGUGUGCAAUAUUCUUGCUGUUGGUGUCUUUGGUGAAGCUGAGUUCUGGCUGGCCCUUGGCAAGGUCCUCCUGAUCUUUAUCCUCUUCAUGUUUACGUUCGUGACGAUGGUUGGGGGUAACCCCCAAGGUGACGCUUAUGGCUUCCGCUACUGGUCCAAUGCGCAUGACGCAUUCGCGACAUUCCGAACCGAAGGUGAUCUUGGACGUCUAGAAGGAUUUAUGGGUGCAUUGGCCUCCGCUGCCUUCUUUGUCGUCGGUCCUGACUACAUUUCUAUGGUCGCCGCCGAAUCUAAGCACCCUAGCCGAUAUGUCAAGACUGCCUUCAAGACCUGUUACUUCCGUUUCGGUCUCUUCUUCAUCGGCGCUGCCCUGACUUGUGGCAUCGUUCUUAGCCAUACUGAUGAGACACUUGUUGAGGUCCAAUUUGGCAGCGGAUCCGGCGGUGGCACUGCUGCUGCCUCUCCUUGGGUCAUCGCUAUGUCCAACCUCGGUAUUGAAGGAUUGCCCCAUCUAGUCAAUGCCCUUCUUUUCACGACUAUCUUCUCUGCUGGCAACACGUACACAUACUGCGCAACCCGCUCCCUGUACAGUCUCGCCCUCGACGGACGUGCCCCUGCCUUCCUCCGCAAGACCACCAAGAGCGGUAUCCCUAUCUGGUGUUUCGCCGUCACCAUGGUCUUCCCUCUGUUGGCCUUCCUUCAGCUCGACAGCUCCUCCGCCGAGGCUCUGACUAUCCUUCUCGCCCUCAUCACCGGUGGCGGUAUUGUGGAUUAUAUCACCAUGAAUAUUACCUUCCUCUUCUACUACCGUGCGUGUAAGGCCCAGGGCAUUGAUCGCAAGAAGAUGCCCUACUUUGGCUAUUUCCAGCCCUACUGUGCCUGGAUCGCUCUUAUCCUUCACACAGUCGUUUGCUACACCUAUGGAUACACAUCCUUGGCCCCCUUCGACGCGAAGAACUUCUUCUCCAACUACACCAUGCAAAUCAUUGCUCCCUUCAUGUACCUAGGAUGGAAGCUCGUCAAGCGCACCAAGAUCGUCAGUGCCAAGGAGUGCGAUAUUGUCUGGGAGCGACCUGUCAUUGAUGCCUAUGAGGAGCGUGCUAUGAUUGUAGACCCCCCUACUGGCUUCUGGGAGGAGAUCAUUGGCCUUGUUGGUAUCAAGAAGAACAAGAAGAAGAACGCCGCUGAAGUCCAUGUCUGAGCGUGCACCUGGAAACGGUGAACGUGAAUGAAGAAUGACGCUGCAACAUUUAUGAUGCGCAGAAGCAGUGAGUCAGUUCGACAAUUGUCGCGACUGAGAAGAGGUCAAGCUCCGCUUAUCAUCAUCGAAGCGCAGAUAUCGUGGACAGAACCCUGCUGCGCCGCCUGAAGUUACAGGCGGCAUAAAAGAUACCCAAACGUCAUUCCCCAAUGGGUCGAGUGACGAUAGCUUGUAUGAAUUAGAGUAUAUAUACGAAUAUAUGAAUGAACAUAUCCUGCUAUGAUUGAUCUAUUCGCGCCUCCCAACGACAUGCUCAUCCAGUGUUGCGAACCACUGAGAAGCGGAGAUCUCUGUCUCCUAGGUUUGGGCUAAUUUACCUAAAUUCUUUUGUCGCUAAGGAUUCCUGGUCCGAAAAUUUCUUGCCUCCCUUACUCCCCCUAGAGCAGGCGGAUAACGCACCGGAGGUAGGUGGGGACUAACGGCCCGAAAGGCCAGCUCCGUACUUUCUGACCGGUGCCGGACGCCGAGUGGAUCCUCCGGGAGGGAGCAUAUGAUCCACUGAACGCAGCGUUACAAUUUCUUUGCUUUGUCCUCAUCGGCCUUUUUGCGAGCUCGGUUAAAGCUAUAGAUGAUCCACUGUUGGGUGUGCUUGGUCGGAUGUUGGCUAUCAAUCUUGCGGCGCUGAGUGACCGUUGCGUCUUCCUCAGCAAUAGCCCUCACAUUCAACACUCGACAUGCUGCCACAUCUCUCUUUUGUUCGCACCAGUUGAGUAUCUCGAACAGUGCUUGACUUGUACUCAAUUUCAACCCAAUGUCUUCGUUUGGCGUAUUCCAAGAUGCUAUCAACAGAACUCCUCUUUUGCCAUCGCAAUGGAACCCGAGCAACCCAUACUCCAGACCAGCUCUUGAUCUCCGUCUCUUCAUUCAACAGAUUGAAUGAAAUUCGCCUUUUUUCAUUGUACCUGCCAACAAAUAACCAUUGUCGAAUGACAAAAUCUGGGUUUGCAGUACUGAGGGAGGAAUUCUUGGGUUUACAAAGAUAGUCAGGCACCUUAGCGCCAUGAAGCGUGAGAAACUUGACUGCCUCCAAUCUGUGGCUUUGAAUGGCAGCAUUCAGGGGCGAUCCGUGUUCACGACAAUGGUGUUCAAGAUCACCAAUCCCAAGCUUGACGAAGUUCUGGAUCGCCGUGACAGAACCCCAGCAGGCUGCUCGACAUAGCAAACUAUGAGCACCGGGGGUUCGCAGGCCACACAGCUGGCGAACGCCCUCAAUCUUGACCGAAGGUUUGACAUACCGGAGGUUGUAGGUUAUCGCGACCAAGGUGUCUACUCCGUUGGAGAAGAAAUGGUCAGGCCAGCUGCUGAGCUUUCCCACUUGUAGAUCGAGUCUCAUGUUCAACAUGAAUAACAAAUAACACCGGCAAGGGCUUGUAAAAAGACAAUGGGAAGCGGAAUAACCGAACUUAUCGCAUAAGUAUAGAUCGACGCCAUGGUCUAGAAGUUGCUUGAAGAGCCCAAUGUUGGGUUUGGUGCCUGGGACACAAGUCCAUAAUGUCAUGAGCAUGAGGAGAUUUCUUCCCUCAGAGUUUAUUCGAUUGCUCGGUAGACCUGCCGCGAGAAGAAUAUCGACAACCUUCCAUGACUUUUGUACGAAAGCCACAUCGAGGAGCUCGUGGGAUGAAGUAUUCAUCACGUCGACAUGGGCACCGCGACUGAGGAGGAGCUCUACAACUUCUGCUGAACCGUGCUCAGAUGCAACAAAGAGAGGUGUGCAAUUUCUGUCGUCAGCUAUGUUAACGUCGGCACCGUGAAUUAGUAGAGCAUUUGCCGCUUUCACAUUAUUUUGCGCAGCUGCUAGAAAAAGAGGUGUUCGGUUCGGAUAAAGGGUAUCCCCUUGAUUGAUGAUGGCACUGAGCGAGUCAAGUGUUGAGGUGCUCUCGAAGAUGCGGCUGCCUGAUAUGUCUCUGAAGAACUUCCUGUGUACUAAUUAGCGGCAUCCUGACUUAGUAACUUGAUGAUUUACUUACGUGACUUC
Molecule: messenger RNA, 4507 nt
Organism: Fusarium odoratissimum NRRL 54006
Lineage: Eukaryota; Fungi; Ascomycota; Sordariomycetes; Hypocreales; Nectriaceae
Exons: 2
Coding region: 787-2472 (561 amino acids)
Biological process (GO): amino acid transmembrane transport
Cellular component (GO): membrane
Molecular function (GO): amino acid transmembrane transporter activity
Source: RefSeq, a predicted model, not a curated record